Syngnathoides biaculeatus (alligator pipefish) is the source of this 720-nucleotide messenger RNA. RefSeq names its product cytochrome c oxidase subunit 4 isoform 2, mitochondrial. The transcript has 5 exons. Gene Ontology annotation, biological process: mitochondrial electron transport, cytochrome c to oxygen. Bases 96 to 641 code for a protein of 181 amino acids. The record is from RefSeq and is a predicted model, not a curated record. NCBI's taxonomy places the organism in Eukaryota, Metazoa, Chordata, Actinopteri, Syngnathiformes, Syngnathidae.
UGUUGCUUCCCCGUCAUGCGUCCCUGUCAGCCAAACACAGGCGACACAGGAGGCACGAGAAGCGGCAGUUUCCACGCAGGAUUUGCACCACAACCAUGAUGCUGGGCUUGAGAGUGGGGGCGGCAGCAGCAGCAACACGGUUCCUCGGAAGGCGCGUGGCGGCAAUUGCGACCCCCAGCGGUGCCACCAUGGCGAGUCACGGUCACGCUGACGUGAGCCAAACGGCGGACAUGUCCAAGCCGAUGUACUGUGACCGUGUGGACACCCCCCUGCCGGACAGGGCCUACAAGGAUGAGCUGAGUGCUGCUGACAAGAGCCUCAAGCAGAAGGAGAAAGGGCCCUGGAACCAACUGACCAAAGAGGAGAAGAUAGCCCUGUACCGCCUGAUGUUCCGUAAGACUUACCCAGAAAUGAAGCAGCCCACAGCGGAGUGGAAGACGGUCAUGGGGGGAGUCUUCAUAUUUUUGGGCAUGACCGGUCUGGUGGUCUGGUGGCAGUCCGUCUAUGUCUACCCACCGCAACCCCGGACGUUUGAUAGAGAGUGGCAGGCCAAACAAGUCCAGAGGAUGCUGGACAUGAAGGUGAGCCCAGUGGAAGGUUUCUCCUCCAAGUGGGACUAUGAGAAGGGCCAGUGGAAAUGAAGUACAUGAAGCAGAAGCACAACCUCAGUGUCUGCACCUUAUAACCAUACAAGAAUAAUAAAGUUUGAUCUCCGUCCAA